Molecule: messenger RNA, 879 nt
Organism: Fomitopsis serialis
Lineage: Eukaryota; Fungi; Basidiomycota; Agaricomycetes; Polyporales; Fomitopsidaceae
Exons: 2
Coding region: 224-700 (158 amino acids)
Source: RefSeq, a predicted model, not a curated record
GCCCAAUCCUCUGAUCCCUCCCCCGUCAACUGCCCGACACGACACCUGCCACGACCACGACCAUCCCGCCAUCGCGUCCCCGCUCGCGCCCCGCCAUCCACCCCUCGCCAUUGCGUGUGCCUCCGCACGCGAGUUCACGUAACCAACACUGCGCACGCGUCGCUUUCCGUCGCGUCACGUCGGCCUGCAAACGACGCGUCCUUCCUCUAAGCGGCCGCCCAUCAUGCACCGCUCGACCGCGAAGCGAAGCCUCGAGAACAACCACGGCGAGCUGGACGCGAAACUCGAGCUUCUGCAGCAGCUAUGUCUGCAGGAUGCCGGGGAUGCACAGGCGCCUGACAACCCGCACCUCCGUAGCAGGAUCUCGUACGUUGACCAGCGAUGGCUCCAGGCAGAGUACGGGUGGACCAUGGAAUCCGCUGCUACAUCGACAGUCAGCUUUCUCGACGAGGAAGAGGACAUGGAUGCGUGUAUGCCGCAUCUGUACGAUCCUACGCUCUUCUCGGAUCCGCGCGUCACACCGACGCUUCCCACCAAACCCACGACCAAGUCGCACCAGCGCGCAUACAGUGAGAAAGACAAAGUGAGUCUUCUUGCAGUCGGCAUCGAGCGUCGUUGCUCCCAGGGUCGUCCUCUUGUUGGCUCGGACUCGGGCACCCUACUUCGCGAAUGGCCCGCUCUGGACUUGGAAGUCGUCUAGCAUGACCGGCAAGCGGAAUCCGUGAUGGCGGGAAAUUGGUUGAGACCAACCUUUUUACGCCAGCGGCGGUGUCGCGUUCGGGGUUCCACGUGCUCCGAACAUCCCUGCCCCAUAAGGACUAGCGCCCCUGCUUACCACACACGAGCGCUGCAAAGACGAGCCCUCGGCGUCGCCGUGCU